AUGUCGGCAGUAGAAGAAGAAUUGUCUGCCUUGUUUGCUGCUUUGCAGUUGCAUCUGAACGAGCAACGUGCCAGAGCUGAAGCAGAACUUGAAUCCAAAUGGAUGUUGAAUGAAAAUGUAGGGACUUUUUUGUUAUUCUUGGCUCAAAAGGCCGCCUUUGGGGAAAGUGAUGGUGUUAAAGCAUUUGGCUCUGUGUUAUUCAGACGUAUAGCUAUCAAAUCUCCAAAAGAUAUCAAUAAAAUCACUGAUAGAGUCAUUGGAACCGUCGACGAACAAACUAGAGUUAACAUUAGAUUAGUUUUGCUUCUGGGUUUCGUUGCUCCUCAAUCUCCAUUUGUUAGACACAAGUUGGCAGAUGCUAUUUCCGAAGUUGCAAAGGAAGAUGCAUCUCCUCAAGGUACAUGGCCAGAUUUACUUCCUAACAUCUUUGAAGCAAGUAGAAAUUCAGAUUCAAGUUUCCGUGAUUCUGCUUUCAGAGUGUUCUCUGCUGCGCCUGAAAUUUUGAGUGGUGCUAACCCUGAAGAAGUAUUAAACUUGUUUAGAGGAGGGUUUGAAGAUUCUAAUGAUGAUGUUCGUAUUGCUGCAUCUUCUGCCUUUGUAGAGUUUUUCAAAAACUCAGACAAGCCAGCUUGGCAAAAUUUGUUACCUUUGUUGCCUAACUUGUUAAACUCUUUACCAAGAUUCCUUGAAACCGGUCAAGAUGAAGCCUUGGCUUCUGUUUUGGAAUAUUUGCUUGAAUUGGUUGAAUUGGCUCCCAAAACUUUCAAGGAUGCUUUCCCUACAGUUAUUGAAUUCUGUUCCACAGUUGCUAAGAAUAAGGAAUUGAAUAGCAAAGCACGUUUAUCUGCCUUGGAAUUGUUGACCACUUUUUCUGAAGUAUCACCUGCAAUGUGUAAGAAAACUUCAAGUUAUGCUGAAUCCAUGGUUCUCGUGACAUUAUCCUUGAUGACUGAAGUUUGUAUUGAUGAUGACGAUGCCGCAGAAUGGAACAACAGUGAUGAUGUCGAAGACGAAGACGAAGAGGAAGAAUAUCAAGCUGCAAAGCAAGCCUUGGAUCGUGUUUCGUUGAAAUUGAACGGUAACACUUUGGCUGGACCCUUGUUUCAAUAUUUACCCACUAUGUUGCAAUCAAGUGAAUGGAGAGAACGUCAGGCUGCCUUAAUGGCUAUUUCGUCUGCUGCUGAAGGUUGUGCUGAUGUCUUGACACCUGAAAUUCCUAAAAUCAUAGACUUGGUGUUACCCAGUAUUGAUGAUGUUCAUCCAAGAGUUCAGUAUGCCUGUUGUAAUGCACUUGGUCAAUUGUCUACCGACUUUGCCUACGAAAUUCAAAAGAAUUUGGGUGAUAAGAUAUUGCCUGCUUUGAUCUCUAAAUUGACUCAAGCUUCUGUUCCCCGUGUCCAGUCUCAUGCUGCUGCUGCCUUGGUUAACUUUUCUGAAGCUGCUGCCAUCUAUAACACAUCUAAAAGUGAUACUUUGGAUCCUUAUUUGGAUACUUUGUUGAGUAAUUUAUUAGGUUUAUUACAAAACUCCCCCAAGAGAUAUGUUCACGAACAAGUGUUGACUACAAUUGCCUUUACUGCUGGGGCGGCUGAUCAAAAGUUUAUAAAAUACUACGAUACUUUGAUGCCAUUGGUUACAGAAUGCUUAAGAGGAGAUCUUGGAAUGGACAACAGAAUGCUUCAAGCCAAGUGUAUUGAAUGUGCCACUUUAAUUGCCCGUGCUGUGGGUAAGGAGAAGUUUGCUCCCAACUCCCAGGAUUUGAUUCAAUUGUUUAUCAAUUUACAAGCUACUGCUACUGAAGAUGACGAUCCAGUUAAAUCAUAUUUGGAACAAGGUUGGAGCAGAAUUUGUAGUAUUAUUGGAUCUGAUUUCUUACCCUUAUUACCAACAGUCCUUCCACCUUUAAUAUCUGAAGCUAGAGCCACCCAGGACAUUUCAUUCCUUGAAGAAGACGAAGCAGAAGAGUUUUAUAACGAUGACGAAUGGGAAGUUAUCAAUCUUGAUGGGAAAAUCAUUGCUGUCAACACUGCCUUGUUGGACUUGAAGGUGAGUGCCAUUGAAUUAUUGAGAACAUAUGCUGAAAAGUUGAAGGGUGAUUUCUACCCUUAUGUCAAGGAAAUUGCCCGAGAAAUCGCUAUUCCAGCCCUUGAUUUCUAUUUGCACGAUGGUGUGCGUGCUUCUGCUGCAUUAACGUUAGCUUCCUUGCUUAAAUGUCAAGUUUCUGCUGUUGGUAACAAGGCUAACGAAACGUACGAAUUGUGGUCUCAAAUCUCCAAGAAGUUGAUUGAAGCAUUAAAGGAAGAACCUGUUCCCGAACUUUUGGUUGCACACUAUUCUGCCUUAGCUGAUUGCAUAGUGCAAAUGGACCAGGAUUGUUUUGAUGACGAACAAUUACAAACCUUUGCAGGAGCAAUUGCUUCCAACAUGGAAAAGACCUUUGAGGGCAUCAAAGACCGUGAGAACGAAGAUGAUGAAUAUACAGAAGAUGUCGAAGAAGAUGAUGGGGAAUGUUCAUAUGAAGACUUGCUUGAUGAGAUUAGCAAAACCCUAACAGAGUUAAUCAAGUCUUCCAAAGCCAGGUUCUUGAACGUAUUCCCAAGUUUCAUAAACGUCACUGGUACAUUCUUAAACGAUGAAAACACGAACAUCAAGAUGUGUGGGUUGAGUGUGAUUGCUGAUUUGUUGGCUUAUUGUGGACCUGGAAGUUACAAAUACAAAGAUCUUUUCGUCAAUGUACUUGGAGAAAGUUUGCUUUCUCCUCAUGCUAAUAUCAGACAAGCGGCCACUUAUUCUGUAGGUGUUGCUGCUCAACAAGGGCUUGCAGAAUACCAAAGCUUUUGCUUGGCAUGCUUAGAGCCUAUGUUCAAGAUGGCCUCCAUUCUCGAUGCUCGUGCUGAUGAUAAUGAAUAUGCUACUGACAAUGCUAUAGCAGCCAUUGCCAAAAUCUUUCAUUCAUACGGUCCUACCAUUCCCAACUUGGAUACAUUGAUUCAACAAUGGAUCAUUUUACUUCCAGUGACUAUCGAUGAGGAAGCUGCCACCUUUGCUUACGCUUACUUGAGUCAUUUAAUCGAAUCAAACCAUCCUACUAUCAUCUCCCAAGUCCCUGUGAUUGUUGAUGCGGUUAUGCAGGCUUUGACCAACAGUUAUAUUGGUGGUGCAACUGCUAAAAAGGUAGCCACUGCUACUCGUGGUCUUUUGGGAACUCUUCCUGUUGAUGCUGCCAGAGGAUUAUUGAACAAGUACCCACAAGAGAUUGUUGGGGCAUGGUUUUCGUAA
Lizanozyma spartinae is the source of this 3279-nucleotide messenger RNA. RefSeq lists its product as uncharacterized. The transcript has a single exon. Gene Ontology annotation, cellular component: nucleus; cytoplasm. The record is from RefSeq and is a predicted model, not a curated record. Gene Ontology annotation, biological process: protein import into nucleus. The coding region runs from base 1 to 3279 and encodes 1092 amino acids. Lineage: Eukaryota; Fungi; Ascomycota; Pichiomycetes; Serinales; Debaryomycetaceae. Gene Ontology annotation, molecular function: nuclear import signal receptor activity.